This is a messenger RNA of Fibroporia radiculosa, 438 nucleotides long. RefSeq lists its product as uncharacterized. Lineage: Eukaryota; Fungi; Basidiomycota; Agaricomycetes; Polyporales; Fibroporiaceae. The coding region runs from base 1 to 438 and encodes 145 amino acids. The transcript has 3 exons. The record is from RefSeq and is a predicted model, not a curated record.
AUGCUUGCUGGAAUGUCGGUUGUCGCAGCAGGCCUCAUUGGAUUUUACUUCGCGCAGUUUCAUGUCCAGGGUAAGCGUAACCCUGCAGAAGUAAAGAAUCUGUCAGAGGUACCCACCUGGCAAUUGCGCCACGCCCAACAACAGCCUGGGACCGUGCCGCCCAAUCCUGCUAAAGAUUCUCACAACUUCGCGCACCAGAUGCCCGAUCAUGAGCCUAAGCCAACUCGUCUACCUCUUCCGGGAAAGGAGGGAGAGGCAGGAGGCAUCGUUGCAGAGGCGCUGACGAUGUCGAGCGGGAAAGGCUCGGACGAGACCCAGAAUCAUUCCAACCAUAUCGCACAGCCGGCGCCGACAAAGAGGAAGAAUGAUGCGGGGAAAACAUAUACUAAGGCGCGUGCUGUUUUUGGUACCAACCGCCAGCCAGUGUGUGAGAGCUGA